CCUCUUCUUUAAUGUGUUUGUGGAAAUGUUCUUUCUUUCAUUCGUUCUCCCAUCCAUUUUCUGGUCUUUUGUGUUUUAUUUGCAUUUAUUCUUCUGUUGCAAAAAAGCGUUUUGAUCUCUCAAAAGACAAAAAUGAAUUUUAGACAUUGCACCUUGGUUCCCCCAAAUGUUUUGUGUGAAAAAUGUUUGAGUCCAAUAUUAGAGAACAUAAAUAUUUUAAUGGUGACUGCACUAAAAAGGAUAAAGAUACUGUACGUAAUCUGAAAUUGUGUUCAAAUUAAAAUGAAGUUAAAAGACAAAUAGUGACUAAAUAGUUACAAGUGAAAGAUGUAGUCUCACCCGUUAAUAAAUACGAAUGUCAGAAUUGUUGACUAGUAGUGUAUCUUGAAAUCUCUUAUCAUAUUAUCAUAAGUCAGUAACUGUUUUGUUGCUCGGAAAUGGUUCCUGUAAUUUUACAUAUUUUGGGGGAAUUUUAAAUGCAGAAGAGCAAAAGUAAGGGAAUGUUUAUUCUGGCCACGUCUUGGUGCACGUUCAGAUACGUGGCUGAUAAAUCGUAGUAGGGCUGGGCGACACGGCCUAAAAUCAAUAUCACAGUGUAUUGAGGAGUUAGCCUUGAUAACAUUAAACGGACGAUAACUACAUGUAUGCGCAAAAACAAAAGUUGUCCACUAGAUGGGGCUGGUACAUGAAUUACUUUGAGUCAAGCCGACAUGUGACUCGAGGUGGUUCAGCUUUUUAUAGGGACAUGAUUGUCGCCAACCCACACACAGCUUUCCAUCUCCCACAUGAGAAAUGAUAUCAGAGUUUUCAAUUACGAUAAUUUCGAUAAUGCUAAGUGCUCGAUUUAUUGCCUAGUCCUAGAUCGUAGGCACAUUUUCAAAUUGUGCUCCAAGGUUUUCAAGGUCUACAUCCAGACUUUACUGUGGGAUUCCUCCUAAUUAAUCAUCACCUGAUGAUGUUUCUUCCAACUCCAAACUAUCUUUGCUUCUGACACCAAACCAGGUAAGAAUUUUCAUGAAAAAAAUUUGUGACAAAGAAUGAUUUAUUUUUGAAAUAUGAUAACAGUAAUUGGUGGUUUUUGAUCUAGCACAACCUGCAGUUAUUUAAAAGAUAGAUUUUAAGGUUAGUUUUUUUAACUUGUGUUUACAGGACCAAAAAUGUUUUACUUCAAUCCUGAAUUGAAAUGGAUGGUUUACGGGAUCUUUGAGAGGUUUUAGAUGACUGUCUUUGGCUUGAUGAUCAUUAUGUUUUCCCUUAGCUACUAGGCACUGAUAGCCAUUCCAGUUUAGGUGCUUAAUCUUAUCAGUCUGCUAUACUAGUCUUUUACGUACGUAUCAGUUCAGCACUCAUUUUCACCAAGUUGUUUUAUGAAGGAAUUGGGUUAUGAAAGAGUGCUAUUGCUGUAUUUACAUGUGUAACUUAAAAUGUUUACCUUAUUUAUGGUAUAGCCAAGCCAUGUUUUCAUGGCACAUUUUAGUUUAGUCCAAUGUUGGCAUCUCCAGCAAGGAAAGGAUUCCAAUUAUUCUUCAUUUGCAAAUAUUCAAUGAAUGCCUGUGUUUACUUUUUGAACAUUGUGUAAUUAAACUUUUAUGGUAUGUUUAUUAUAUAUAUAUAUAUAUAUUUAUAUGUAUGUGUAGAUAUAUAUAUAUUUAUAUAUACAUAUGUAUUUAUAUAUAUGUAUAUAUAUACAUAUAUAUGUAUUGGCCUUAAAGUGAAAUAUCAGUAAAUAUCAAUGUUGUGCUUUACUCCUUUAGUGGCCCAACUUUUACAUACCAUGAACAAAUUAUACAUCAAACUCUUUGACUUCAUCUCUUCUCUCUCAAAAUAUGACAGAUCUGAGGUUUAGUUUUUGAGAUGUUUUAGUUUAAUUUUGCACAACUCGUGAAUGAUUAGGAAUUUGCCCUAUAUAUAGAAUCUGCUUUCAUUAGAGCAGGUUGCCGUGUGUAGCUAGUGGCUAGCAAACAGCUAAAACAAGCACAAGUAUCUUCACCCAAGACUUGCUUUUCUUUAAUGAAGAUCUUUCAAAAUUUUUAUCACUGUAACUACAAUAAACAGAAACAGGAAAAAAAAGCAUUACUGAAGAAUACACACAUCUUAGCAACGCUCUUAGCAAUUAGCCUCGCUUAAUAUGUGCAUGUACACGCUGCUUGCAUUUUAUCAACGAAGUAACUUUAACACACAUCCAAACGUCCCCUAAAGAAAUCAAUAGUUAUAAAGACGAAUGUUCUCCAAGGUACAAACGUAUAAAGCAAAAUUACAGUGAUGUGAGCUGUUAUCCAAUUGUAAAUGUAAACACACCGGGAGCGUAGGAAACAGAAACUAAGUCAGUGAUAGGUCUGAGUUGUGUGCUCACUCUGUUACAUUUCACACAGACAAUAUUACAAAGAUUGUUAAAGACAGAGAUUUGUCACUUUGACCCAUUUUCAAAACAUAAAACAUAUACAUUUUUAUCAUUAAUUCACUUGCUCUAUUGAUUUAACUUAUUAAUCAAACUUUUUCCCAUCAUGAACUUAAUAAUUUUCUUUGGCUAAAGGCGCCACAGAGCAUUAGUCAGUUCUCUCUAACUAACUUAAAUAGAAGUAGUUGCAGUUUUGCACAGCUAAUGUUUGAACAUAAGCAUGCAUGAUGGGAAAUAUGUGAUUUUAGUAACCUAAAUGAUUUGUUCUUUUCUUUCUUUGUACAAGGGAGGACCCUGCGUAUAUCUGUAUCGGUUUACAUCGGCAUUGGAAAUAAGGAGUUAGGCAAUAUCAAAUUUUUGUUUAAAAAGUCCCAUAUCGAGCAUAUUAAUAUAUCUAUAGCUGUGUGUGUGCAUGCAUGUGUGUGUUUAUGUUCAUAUAUGUUUGAAUAUCAUAGACUAUUAUGGUUUUUUAUUUUUUUUUUAUUUUAUUUUAUUUUUUUCAUUUUCUUUGCAGUGCACAGGCCAGUCAAGGAAGAUAAUUACACACAAUAAGUGUCUGGACAAGAAGAACCAUUUUAAAGCAGGCAUGUUCUGUUGAUGAAAGGAGAUCAUUUGAAGGAGAAAGGAGCUUGAUUGAAGAGCGAAGUUCAAAUGGUCCUCUUACACUAACUUCUAAUAUUGACAAUGCAAGAAAUGAAGACAGUUUUCCAGCCGCAGCAAAUAUUAAUGUCCCUCAAGAUUUGGACUGUCCAAAGAGUGACACAAUUCCAAGCUGUCCUGCCAGUACAAACACUAACAAAGUGACAAUAGAAGAAUAUGGAAAUAUACAAGAAAGUGACAGUGACAUAAUAAAUUCCAAAGAAAUAGCAUAUGAUACAACCAUCACACAGAUAAGUCAAGAGGAGGAAAACCAGCAGACAGCAGAAACAAAUAACUCUUUCAACGUUUAUUCAGCAUUAAGUGGAAAUAAAGAUGAGAUUGAACAAGAUCAAGAUGAUGGAACCGAACCAAAGAGCAUGGCUGCAAUACUUAAAUCUGCUAAACAAGCAAGUGACUUGAGUAAUGAGGGAGAAUGUGUAUUGUUUGAUAACUCAAAUACAGAUACUCAAAACACAGUUCAAGUUUCUUCUACGUCGAGCACUGAAGAGAUGGUUAAAAAUUCGCAUCACUGGAAGAAAACUACAGAGACCGGACAAGAAAUACCAUCAAGUUUAAAGACCUGUAAAAACAUUCUUGAGACCAAGCCCACCAAAGAAGAUAAAAACAUUAAGAAACCCUCCAUAAAGCACUUCUGUUUUUAUUGCAAAAUGGCCUUUAAUCAACUUGCUAAGCAUUUAGAGAAUGACCAUUCAGGAGAAAUUGACGUUGCCCACGCGAUACGUUUCCCCAAAGGUUCCAAAGUCAGACAGACGUUACUUGAUCAGAUUUGCAACAAAGGAGAUUAUGAACAUUAUUGCAAAGUUGUUAAAAGUGGUGAAGGAGAAAUUUUGGUGAAUGAGGCAAAGAAACAAAGCAUUUCUGUGUGUGAUUUCUUGCCUUGCAAGUAUUGUUUUGCAUUUUAUCGCAAAAUUGAUUUAUGGAGACACGAGCAGUCUUGUAAGGUUAGAAAGGAAGAUCAGAAAUGCUGUGAAAAGACAAAUGAAACCACGGCGGAUAGUUCCUCCUGUUUGCUUCCAGUGUCAGAGUUCUUGACGGGAAGCUGCAAAGAAAUCAUCAAUGUCAUGCAUCAAGAUGACAUUGCAAGACAUAUUGGUCUUGACCCACUUAUUUGUAAAUAUGGAACUGCAUUAUCUACUAAGUAUAACAAUGACCAGUCUCAGUUUGCUUACAUUGCACAAAAGAUGAGGGAGUUGGGUAGAUUUGUGCUUGCUGUUAAUGAGCUUGACAGGAGCGUGAAGUACUUGCAUGAAAUAUGUCUACCAUCCAAAUUUGAAUUGGCUAUUGAAGGAGUCAAAAAAGUGAGUGGGUUUGACCCCUGUUCUAGUAAGUUUAAAACCAUUUCCCUUGUCUCAAAGAUUGGCUACUCCUUGAAGCGUGCAGCAGAAAUAGCUUUUGGUGAAAGUCGCAUGAAAGAGGACAGUGAAACAGAGAGUGAAAUUAAACAAUUCAUACAUCUACUUGAUACAAAAUGGAGUAAAAGUUUUAGUCAUAAAGCACUUUCCAAUUCCUUUAAACAAGGGGUCAAAAAAGUGGAAGUAGACAAAUCAACUGUGACAGAAGAUUUGAUGAAACUCCACAGAUUUGUUACAGGGGAAGAGAAUGAAGCAAGGAAUGAACUGAAAGAAAGGCCCAGUUUGUCAACAUGGAAAAAGCUCAGCGAAGCUACUUUAGCAAAUGUGUGUCUCUUCAACAGGGGAAGAGUAGGAAAUAUUGGCAGACUUCUGUUGAAAACAUAUACUGAAAGAAAAAGUAGAGGAACAUUUAUACCUUCCUCAGAUCAAGUAAAGAAAAGCACAAAAUUAGAGUCUGAUCUUAGUUCUAGAUUUACAAUUCUUGAACUAGAAGGUCAGUAUGGACGGAAUAUGUUGGUUAUGCUAACGGCCAGGAUGGUUUCAUCAAUCGACUUGCUUGUUGAAAACCGAGAGCGAGCAGGGGUGUCUAAAACCAAUCCAUACCUGUUUGCAAGAACUGAAGGUCCAUCGUUCAUCAGAGGAUUGGAUUGUUUUCGGAGAUCUGCCGUGGAAUGUGGAGUAAAAAAUCCAGGAGCACUUCUAUCUUCAUCCUUAAGAGAACAAAUCGCAUGCUGUUGGCAGUUAAUGAGCCUUAGUGAACCUGAAUUAGAUCACAUGGCAAAUAUGUUGGGAUGGAGCAGCCUAAGUUACAAUCUUUCCCGAAAUGCAUUCCAGUUGGAGGAAGUGAGCAAACAGCUGUUGAAAAUGGAUCAAGCACUGCCACCAAGUUCACCAAACACUACUAAAGAUGGGACUCGACAAAAACCAGCUUUAAAAAGAAAACCCUGGAAUGAGAUGGAACAGUCUGCUGUGAAACGCUACUUGAGUGACUUUAUCACAAGGAUGAAAGUUCCAGGCAAAAAAGAAUGCAACGCUUGCAUAGCUGCUGAACCAGACCUUGGGGGAAGAUCUUGGACUGAUGUCAAAAACUAUGUACACAACACGUUACAAACAAUUCGUAGGAGAAAUAACCAGCAAACACCUGGUGGGAAUAAUAGUGUUUUGAGUUCAAAGAGUGUAAAAGCUUCAGUGUUAACCAAAAAUGCAGAAGGGGAAAACACAAGUGAUGUGAGUACUAUGGCAAUAGUGAAUCCGGAUCACCUGCUGGAAAGUUGUAUGAGCAUGCCAUCGCCAACCAAUAUGAACAGUUCAUCACCAUACCCUCAAGACAUGACUGCAAGUUAUUCGUGCUUGGGUUCCACAAGUAGAGAUGUUCUCUAUACAGGUCAACCACUGAUUUCUACCUUUUCACCACUGAAUGCUACUGAUACUCAAGUGGUUCCUACAUUUACUCCACACAACACUACAAAUACACUAAUUCCUCAUGUAUACACUUCAGAAAACAGCAAAAAUUUCUCAAUGUCAUCUUUGUAUACGCAGAAUGCCACAUGUAUAUUCCCCCCCUCUGUUUUUACCCCACAAGACACCACAAGUUCACCUAUGAUUCCUUCUUUUACUAAAUUUAAUGUUCCUUCUACUUCAAUGGUUCCUACAUACACACAAUUAAAUACUCCAAGUACACCAAUAGUUUCUGCAUUUUUAGCACUAAAUGACAGAAGUUUACCUAUCAUGUCUUCAUUCACACCUCUGAAUCAUUCAAAUGUUUCAGCCUUCCACACAAGCCCCCUUAAGGACCCUACAACUGCACAGGUUGUUCCCUCAGUUCAUGGACACAGUGUUACUGUAAAUGCACUGGUGGUGCAGGAAAGCACACCAGUGUCUUCUCCAGGUAAAAAAGCUGCUCAUGGUGAAAAACCUCAAAAAAGAACCAAGAGAUUGUGGACUGAGGAGGAACAGGCGGCAGUGAGACGUCAACUUGGAGAGUUUUGCAUGUUGGUGAAAGUGCCAGGAAAAAAGGAUUGUGACGCAUGCUUAGCUGCUGAGCCUGCCCUCAGCACCAGGACAUGGAGGGAAGUCAAAUACUUUGUACAUAACUCCAUUCAGUCACUUAAAAGAAGAGGCCAUGUAGUCGCCUCUAAAAAAAGUGGACCACAGGAACUGGAAACUCAGUCUUCCAGUGCAGAGUGGGAUGCUCCUGUGUACCUGUCACUGUAAUGAAUUAAAUUGGACUUGCACAAACGACUGAGCACGAAUGAAGGAAUGAUGCAUUUAAUAAGGGAUUUUAUGAAAACUGUCUUAGUUGCCUGUUGGGUUUCUCGUGUACAGACAACUCUGCCGUACUUUAAGUUAUAGACCUUUUUCAGUGUCCUCGUGUGUUUAAAAACAAAUCCAGUGGAUCAAGCUUUUUGUUGCAUGGAUGUACACCAAAUGAGUGAAAGAAAUUAUUUUUGUACUGACGUCUGGACUCAAUGGGAGCAGACUUGUUAAAUUUGGCUAGCUUGCACUGUUAAUCUUCCAGACCACUACAAAUAAUAAUCUGGUAAGUGUCAUAAAAAUAUCAUUAAUUUUAUUUCUGGAGUUAAACAGUACAUCUAUUUGUAUCCGUUACUUAUUAGUAGUCCAUUUAUAAUCACAGUUGAAGUCAUGACUACAGGGGUUUCCUGUCCUCUUCUUGUGAUGGGCUCUUACUCAACAUACACAACUGAAAAGUAAGCUUGACCAGUUGUACUGUAUUAUGGCUUUUACUAGUUGCGUGUUCUAUAGGUAGCUGUUAUAACUUUUUCCAUAUGUUUAAAUGUUGAAGUGUUGUGUGUUUACCUGUUACCAGAGGGUAGAAAAAUGUUUGCUUCCUCUAGGGUUCAUAAUACUAACCUGUCUGUGAUUAUCAUUGGUCCCUAUUUGUGUCAUUAAGCUUUUUGUAACACUAGACGCAGCCUGUAAAGGACACCGUUUGUUUCUGCGUACGAGUGGAGCUUGUUUGAGGUUACGUGUGUUCUUAUUUGAAUGACGUCAUUUAAAUUUUUAUGGUCCAGGUAUUUGUCAUCAAAGUUGAGUUGCUUUUUAAGUUUGUGUUUUCUGUAUAUAAAAAUAUUUUCCUUGCCAUCCAACGUGACCUAAGCAUAAAAUGUUAGUUUUCAUUUUAAUGUACAAACUUGUUACUAAACAUUGAUUCAAAGGUGUAAGCCGUGAUUAGGCACAACCUUUUGACCAAUGGUCAUUUCACCCAAACUAGUGACUGAUGUCUAAUUUAAUAAAUGUGCUUUUUUUAUUCAA
Messenger RNA from Nothobranchius furzeri (turquoise killifish), 7683 nucleotides. Lineage: Eukaryota; Metazoa; Chordata; Actinopteri; Cyprinodontiformes; Nothobranchiidae. The record is from RefSeq and is a predicted model, not a curated record.